AUGCUUCUCAGCCUUGGCCGGCGUGCUGCCUGGCCAUUUCAUCAUGUCCAUCUCAGAGCUUCCGUGAGGAACUUCUCCGCCUCACAAUGCGUCUUUCGGCAGGCCGACGCUCCAUUCCGCCUGGCCGUUGUCGGAUCCGGCCCUGCCGGGUUCUACACGGCGUACCGGGUCAUGUCCAAACUGCCGCAGGCUCGCGUUGACAUGUAUGAGGCUUUGCCAGUCCCGUUCGGUCUUGUUCGUCACGGCGUUGCGCCAGAUCACCCAGAGGUCAAGAACUGUCAAGAGAAAUUUGAUGAAGUUGCUACCUCUCCCAAUUUUACUUUUAUUGGAAACGUAUCCAUUGGCCUCCCUGGACAUCAGUCAGAGCAUUGCACCAUCCCACUCAAGGUACUCACGAGCCAGUACGAUUCCAUUCUGUUUUCGUAUGGAGCAUCUGAAGACAAGAAAUUGCACAUCCCGGGAGAAUCAUCUCUUGGAGAAUCGGCUCUCGCGCAGCUGGCUCAAAGUCGAGUCAAAAGAGUCCACGUUGUCGGUCGGAGAGGCCCGAUGCAGGCGGCGUUCACAAUAAAAGAAGUACGCGAGCUAAUGAAGCUUUCCGGUGUUGCCUUUCAUGGAGUGGACAAUUCGCUGAUACCAGACGCUCUUGAUACCCUCCCAAGAGCUGCCAAAAGACUGAUGGAAGUUCUUCGAAAAGGAACACCAACCAGCCCUUCAAACACUCCUAGGUCGUGGUCUCUCGAUAGCUGUCUAUCACCGAAAGCCUUUGUUGGCAGCAAGUUGAAUCCUUCCCACGUGGGCGGCACUGAGUUUUACAUUACACAGCUGGAAGACGCGUUCAAUCCUCGAUCUUCUGUGGCUCUCACAGAGGAAACAAUAACACUGCCGUCAGAUAUAGCCUUCCGCUCUGUUGGGUAUAAGUCGGUAGCCCUACCUGGAUUUGCUGAGGCUGGUAUUCAUUUCGAUGAGAAGCGAGGGGUUAUCAAGAAUGACGGAUUGGGCCGGGCCAUACAGCUGCCAGCCGAUACUAGCAACUCCGUCGAAGUGCAACCAUCACCAUUGCCCGGUGUAUAUUGCGCCGGUUGGGUUAAGAAUGGCCCCACUGGUGUCAUUGCUUCCACCAUGAGAGACGCAUUCAUAACAGGAGACGCUGUGGUGCAAGACUGGCUCUCAGGAGCUCCUCUCUUAGGAUCCUCUGCAAAUGGCACGGCUGGGGGAUGGGCGGCUGUCAGCGCUGACAUUGGCGCUCUAUCCAACCAAGUAGUUACGUGGGAUCAAUGGCGCCAGAUAGAUCGAGUUGAAAGAGAGCGAGGGUUAGAAAAGGGUAAGGAAAGGGACAAGUUCACCAACGUUGGGGACAUGCUCAAUUCAAUCACAUAA
Molecule: messenger RNA, 1377 nt
Organism: Trichoderma gamsii
Lineage: Eukaryota; Fungi; Ascomycota; Sordariomycetes; Hypocreales; Hypocreaceae
Exons: 4
Coding region: 1-1377 (458 amino acids)
Biological process (GO): ubiquinone biosynthetic process
Cellular component (GO): mitochondrion
Source: RefSeq, a predicted model, not a curated record